AUGAAGUUCCAGAUCACAUCCUUCCGCGCAGCGGCGCUUGUCGCCCUCAUUGCGAGCGCUGAAGCCGCCAAACAUAGCCAUGGCCACAGCCAUCACCACGAGACUCGUGAUGUUGUUUUGGAAAAGAGGAGUGGACAGUGCGAGUUCCCCACCGAUGCUGGCCUGGUUGAGAUCACCCCGCAAGAGCAAAACGCCGGUUGGGCUAUGAGCCCCGACGAGCCCUGCAAACCUGGCAACUACUGCCCCUACGCUUGCCCUCCCGGCCAGGUGUCUAUGCAGUGGGAUCCCGAUGCGACGUCCUACUCGUACCCCAUGUCCAUGAGGGGUGGUCUGUACUGUGACGAGGAUGGCAAAAUCCAGAAACCCUUCCCCAACCGCGACUACUGUGAGUCGGCCACUGGUGUUCUCAAGGCCCACAAUAAGGCUGGAAAGUCUGUCUCUUUCUGCCAGACUGUGUUGCCUGGAAAUGAGGCCAUGCUUAUCCCCACCAUGGUUGAUGAGCUGGCCGACCUGGCCGUGCCCGGCAUGUCCUACUGGUGCUCCACUGCUGCCCAGUACUAUAUUAACGCUCCUGGUGUCACCGCGGAGGAAGGAUGUGUCUGGGGUACCUCCGAGAACCCCGUCGGUAACUGGUCCCCGUAUACCGCAGGGGCCAACACCGACGAGAAUGGCAACACCUUCCUGAAGAUCGGUUGGAACCCCAUCUACUUGGAACCCACCACGCCUUUCCGCAAAGUCAAGCCUGAAUUCGGUAUCGAGAUUGAGUGUGAGGGUGAUGGCUGCAACGGCCUGCCCUGCAAGAUCGACCCUGCUGUCAACGAUGUCAACGAGAUGAUCGGUCAGCCCUUCACUGGCGCUGGCGACGCCACCGGUUGCGUCGUGACCAUCCCUAAGGGCGAGACCGCGCACAUUAUCGUCUUCGAGAAGGAGGGUAACGGCAGCACCUCGUCUGAGACCAUCGAGGUUUCCACCAGCACUCCUACCUCCACUAGCAGCUCCAGCAUCAGCACCUCGACUCCCACUCCUACUCCGACCAGCACUAGUACUAGCACCACUGAGACUCCCACACCCACAUCCACACCCACCCCUACCUCCACCUCUACUCCUACGUCGACUUCGACCUCGACUCCCACUUCGACCUCUAGCUCCACCUCUACUACUAGCUCCACCCCUACUAGCUCCACCUCUACUGCUAUCUCCACCUCUACUGCUAGCUCCAUCUCCACCACAACUCCUAUCAUGAGCGCCACUAGCCCCAGCGCGCGCCUACCCAACUCGAGCCUGACACUAAGCUAUACGUACCAGCCGCACGUUCUGACUGGUUCUGCUGAUAUCAAAGCGGCCUCCAUGACGGCCGCUGCCGCCGCUGCUGCGUCCCCAUCCUCCGCCACUGGCGGUGCUACCAGUGCCACUAUCUCCAUGGUGACCCUGGCAUUCGGUGCGCUUGCGGCCAUUGUCGUGAAUUUCUAA
This is a messenger RNA of Penicillium roqueforti, 1470 nucleotides long. Its product is annotated as SUN domain-containing protein. Bases 1 to 1470 code for a protein of 489 amino acids. The transcript has a single exon. The record is from RefSeq and is a predicted model, not a curated record. Lineage: Eukaryota; Fungi; Ascomycota; Eurotiomycetes; Eurotiales; Aspergillaceae.